Morus notabilis is the source of this 1871-nucleotide messenger RNA. RefSeq names its product BAG family molecular chaperone regulator 8, chloroplastic. Gene Ontology annotation, cellular component: plasmodesma. Bases 263 to 1636 code for a protein of 457 amino acids. The transcript is spliced from 2 exons. Lineage: Eukaryota; Viridiplantae; Streptophyta; Magnoliopsida; Rosales; Moraceae. Gene Ontology annotation, biological process: protein folding. The record is from RefSeq and is a predicted model, not a curated record.
CUCUCCACGAGACCAAUGCAUCACUGUCUCAUAAAAACCGAAAAGCAUUAAAAAGCCACAAACUUUACGCCAUUGGAAUCUUUGGAUCAUCAAACAAAUCCAUUUCCCCUUUUUUUUUUUUUUUUUUUUUUUUUUUGUUCUCGUCUGUCACUAAUGUCCCUCGUCAAGCUCUAUUAUUUUAUUCUCCUAGUCACUCUCGGACUUAUUCCCCUCUUUACCCUCUAAACCCCGUAACCAAAAAAAAAAACCCUCUUCGAAGCUCAUGGGUUCUCCCAUGGCGGCUCACCACCACCACCACCACCACCUUCCUCCUACCUGUUGCACCUCCUGCUCUUUCAGCGAUGGCUGUUCCUGCUCUAACUGCACCCGCAACCAAACCCACCAUUGUUGCUCUCCACCAUUAUCUUCACCCCGCACAGAUCCACUUCUCCAAGCCAUCGCUUCCCAACUCCUCCAAUCCACCUUCUCACCCAAGUUUCAACGCCCGAAGCCCCGAUUCUGCCAUCAAAAGGAAUCGCCACAUCAAGAAAACACCCAUAACGUGAUAUCUUCUCUCGUUUCCCGCAUCGAAGCCCUCGAAGCCUCUCUCAAUCAUUUCCCUCCGAAUCGUUAUCGCGGCGAUUUUCCUCACUGUUCUCUUCGCGACGUGGCGGCUCGGGUUAUCCAAACCCAUUUCCGAGCUUUUCUCGUUCGCAGAUCACGAACCCUUAGAGGGCUCAAGGAUCUUGCUCUCCUCAAGUCCGCUUUCAAUUUUCUCAAGUCUUCAGUUUCGAGCGAAACCCAUUUUGAUUUUGGUGUCGUUUCUCGGAAAGCCAUGGAUUUGCUUGUCAAGCUUGACUCUAUUCAGGUCGAUGAUCCGAUGGUGAGAGAUGGGAAGAGGUCGAUAAGCAGGGAUUUGGUUCGGUUUUUGGAUUUCAUAGAAGGGGUUGCUGUGAAAAGGCACGAGCUUUCGUUGAAAGCCAGGAAGAACGUGAAGUUUGUUCCGAAUGGUGAAAAAUCUAGGGUUGUUUUGAGCAAAAAGAAUAGGCAUUUGGAUGGGGGUCAAAAAGAAAGUUUGGGAAAGUUGAGGAAAAGAGUUGAAAAGAUUCGUGCCUAUACGAGGGUUUCUGAGAAUGAUGAUGAAGAUGUUGAACUUGAAGGAUUUCAACAUGUUAGUGAUAAUGAUGAGGAAGAAGAAAAUCCCAUAAUUGUAGUUAGAGAAAAGAAUGGUCAAAUUAGAAAUGGGGUUUUGGUGAGGAGGUUGGUGGAUCAACCUAAGGUGAAGAAAAGUGUGAGCUUUGCAGAGAAUAAGAAUGUUUUGAAGAUCUUUAGCAACUCCAAUGAGCAAGUUCCGAAUGAGGACGGUUCUAGCUCUAGUACUACUUCAAGUGAUGAUCAGGGAGAGAUUACAGAGAAUACUGGUGAUGAAGUUGAGGAGAUUAAGACGUUUUCCCUUGGAGCUGAGGAUGAUGAUGAGGAAGCUCGUGUUGUGAAUAAAGCAACUUCUCAGAGAAUUGGAAGUAUUCCGAGGAGAGACGGUAGCUAUGAAAUCAUCGACCGUGACGGGGAGUUUGUAUUUUCCGCUCCUCUGCCUGUUCAAAUGGAGGACAAAGCGGAUUUGAUUAAGAGGAGAAAUGAGUUGAAGAUUUUGAGAUGAGGAGACGUAAAUCUGAAAGUCUGGUUUUGUCAGCUCUUGCUUGCUAAUCUGUUGUGGCUAAGCGGAUAGGACUUAGUUCUGUGAUUGUUGUAUGAAUUCUUCCACUAGUUCAUUCUAAUUCAUUUCGAUAGCUUUAUCAAUUUUGUGGUGUCUCUCGAGUCUUUUGACUGGAAAAUGUAACUUGGUCCCUGGGAUUUAAAUUUUAAUGUUUCCAUGGAAUGUGCGAUUUAGCAAA